UAAUUCUUCCCCAAAGCCCCGACCCUUUUCCCUCUCUUACACAACUCUCCACACUGAGAUGCUGCCACCCACUAACCCAGUGUAAUGUAUCCACUGUCUUCCGCGUUCGCCAACCGCGAAAAAGCUGCAUCCAAAGCCACUGUAGUUGUUGUGAAGCCUGUCAAAACUCUAACGCACCGCCUCUAUGUCAUUAGCGUAUUUGGAUUUGAGUGGUCGGUUGCUUGGCUGGUGAGUUGUGUGGGGAAUGUGACAGGUUUCGGGCGAGUAGGGAGAACGGUGGGGAUGAUGUUAGUAUCAGAAGUGGUGGAUUAAAAGGGGAAGGAUAGAGAGAGUAGUGGGCUUGUUAAGGGAAGAGGAACGAUUUUCGUUUUAGGGGAAUACUGCUGGUAUAAUAAAUGCGGCAUGAUGCGUGGGGCUACUUUAACGAGAUUUGAAUUGCGC
This is a messenger RNA of Lindgomyces ingoldianus, 441 nucleotides long. RefSeq lists its product as uncharacterized. The transcript has a single exon. The record is from RefSeq and is a predicted model, not a curated record. Lineage: Eukaryota; Fungi; Ascomycota; Dothideomycetes; Pleosporales; Lindgomycetaceae. The coding region runs from base 85 to 312 and encodes 75 amino acids.